Ficedula albicollis (Collared flycatcher) is the source of this 4751-nucleotide messenger RNA. It is a transcript of the gene SIMC1, whose product is annotated as SUMO interacting motifs containing 1. The transcript has 10 exons. The record is from RefSeq and is a predicted model, not a curated record. Lineage: Eukaryota; Metazoa; Chordata; Aves; Passeriformes; Muscicapidae. The coding region runs from base 590 to 2389 and encodes 599 amino acids.
UGUGCUCCCCGGUGCCGUCCCGCCCCAGCCGCCUCCUCAGGAACCUCCCACCCUGUUCCCAGCCGAGCUCGGGCCCCGCGGGCACGUCCCGCCAGCAGAGCCCGUUGACGAGCGUGCCCCCUCAGGAGUCCCCGCCUGCUUGGCCGUGUACCCUCAGAAAGAGCCCGGUGCCUGCCAUAGAGUGUGGCGGUGCCCUCGCUGCACCCCGAGAAGGGUCCGGCGCUGCAGGGCUCGGCCCCCGCGGGUUGCGGUGGGGCGGUGCCGCCCCUCUCCCGUGCCGUUCCUCGGCGCUGUCCCGCUCCCCGGCGGGUGCGGGGCCGGUGGGGCCGUGCGGCGGCGGUUCCGGCACGAGGCCCAGCCCGCACCGGGGAACGGUCGGGGAACGGUCGGUCCCCGGCCCCGCACCGCUGUCCCGGGUCCUGAGCCCCGCACCGCUUGCCCUCCGCAGCUCCUCUUGCGUGCCGGAGCCCGCUGGGCUUUGCCACCUCCUUGGGGAAAGCAGCAGGCGAUCAUUGACCUGACCUGUGAGGAUGUAAACACAGACCCAACGCCGUCGAGCAGCCUCACCAUCAUCGACCUGACUGCGGACAUGUGCAGCCUUCUCCACUCCACCCUUGGUGCUGCCCAGAACCCCAGAAACACUGGCCCAGCAGCACACACGUCCCAUCCCCAACUCUGCCCCACCGCAGAAGAAGAAAUGCAGGCAGUGGCAGAGCUGAGCCCUGCACCAGCAUCACACAGCACUCCUGUGAAGCUCAGUUCCACCACAGUCACAGAAGAAACCAUGGAGAACUGUAGCUGCCUUUCUCCUGCCUCUGGGCACCACAGCUGGAGCUCGGAGGAUUCUGGCACUUCUGUGUUUAACAGCUUGGACUCACAGUCAGACUCAGACUGCCUGUCCCCAUCUCCCCCCAGCCUGGACAGCAACAGCAGCAGAAGAGCUGAUGGCCCAGAGGAAGAUCCCCCCCAGCCCUGCCAGGAAAGGAACCUCCCCCCAAGGUUGAGCCCUGCCCCAGCCAUUCCUGUAACACCAGAAAAGACCCAAAGGUCUUUGCCAGAAUCAACUUAUUUCCCACCACACCAACCAAUCCAGCAAGCCACCCCGGCCAGGACUGACACUGACAGCAAGGCCUGUCUGGACAAACUACACAAUUUCAGCAGGAAUGGAGUCCAGCACCUGUUCUUCCAAGGCACAGUACCCAACAGAGAAACACUGCAGCAGAAACCUGGGCUCAUCCCCAGCGGGAAGCUGAGCAUGGUGCACACCACCAUGGAGGAGAACAGCCUGGAGGGCACCUUGUAUUUCCUGAAUGAGUUUGUCUCCUGCCAGCACCAUCCCCCCAAAGAAAUCAUCUGCGACCUGAUCAAACAUCUGCUCUCGGACACCCAUGAAGAGGAGAUCCUGAGUGGCAUCUACAUGAUGCUGAUGAAAAUCCAAAUGCUCCAUCCAGCCAACAUCACCACGGUGGGAUGGGACUGGACACUGUUGAGAUUCAUCAUGGACAACCAGGAGAAGCCCCCUGGCCAACUCCUCUUCCUGCAGUACGUGGUACAGACCCUGGAGGAUGACUUCCAGCACAAUCUGAAGUCACACCAGCUGCAGAAGUCAAUUGCCAAGGAAGUGCUUUCAUGUGAUUUGUGCUUCAGCAAUGUCAAGGAAGUGGUCAAGUGGUUGGUGGCAGCAGUUACUGGAGUCGGGUUCUCCCAGCCCUGGGAGCAGCUGCAAGAAGCCAGGGCUGAACACAGUUCAUCUUCACCAAGGCUGGCCAGCACUCAGACAGCUUUCUUUGCCCAAAAGGCGAUGCUCCUGCUCCAGAGGAUGUUGUCCAUGGCAGUGGAAGUGGACAGAUCUCCCACCUGCAGCUCCCGCAAGAUUGCAGAUGACAUAUUCCCGUUCAUACUGAAUAUCCCCCUGAGGAGCCAAAGGGAAGCUUUAUUAAACACUAUGGAGAGCCAGCUCCUGCGCUGCAGACUGCUAGAGCUAUUAUUCCAGCACAGUUGUGAUGUGCCCACAACCUCGUCCAUGUCUCUGGACAAGAUCCUGUAUUUCCUGAGCCACUCCUCUGUGCUGCCACAAUUUCAGGAUGAAACAGCAACAUGGCAAAGGUGGGACGAGAUGCUGCAGUACUUGAGCUUGCUGCUGCUGAGUUACCAAAGUGUAAAACUGGAGCACCUGCGGACCUCUAUCAGUGACAGGAUGGAUUUGAUUGCUCAGAAAGCCAAGCCCAGGCUCCAGGACAGUGAUGACAUCAGCCAGCUGGAUAUUCAGCUGAAGAUGAAUGACUUCAUCAGCAGAAUGCAGGAGACCCUGGAGCAGCCUUUUCCCCCACAAAUCCAGGAGAAAUUGUUCAUGCUGCAGGAGUUGUUCUGUGUUGUCACUGCUGCCUGAUGGAGACAGCCACUGCAGCAAGGGGGACAAAACUUCAUGUUCUCAACAGAGAACCCCCCAUCUCACGCUGCAAUCUCAGCAUCAUGGGGGUUGCUUUAUACACUUCUUUUGAAACGUGUUUGGUUUACAUUGUCUCAGAAUUUCCAUUCCAGUUUGCCUCCUUGUGCAGUUUUACAAAGCACUUUGUACACUUUAAAAAAAUGAGUUCUUUUAAUGUUUGCCUAAGACUGCUUUGUCUUGGUUCCAGCACUGGCCAAAGGAAGUCCAGAGCUCUGUCAGAUCACACUACAAGGCCAUGCUUUGACCCCAGCCUUUCCAAUCCGAGAUUCACCUGUGCAAUCAGGACCACAGCAGCAGCCUGUACCUCAGUACCUGAAUCUGUUCCAUGACUUUUAGUUCAGCUUCCACUCCACGAGCACAGGGAACACCAGCAUUCAGAGCUCAGACUUCUCCAGCCCAGGUGAACCACGUGCUCCAUCAGCAGUCCUUUAAAGGGCAGCUAAAAGCACUGCAACAGCACCAAACCACAACUUCCCAGAGGGGAAGUGGGCACCUCUAGGGAAACACCAGCCUAGUUCCCACACUUGUGCCCACCUCCACAGUACAGGUGGAAACACAGCAUGCAUGCAACAAGAGGCAAAAUCUCUGGAACAUGGAUUUGGAUUGCUCAAGAGAACACAAAAACUUCAUGAUUCGUUUCAUCUGCACAUGCCCUAAGACAGAACUGAGCCUGGCUGUAAACCCAGUCUCCCUGUGAAAGGGGAAUUUGUAGGCAAAUAUUUAAUCUUAGUGAGGUGCUGCCAGAGCCUUAUCCACCAGAACCUUGACCUCACACUCACUGGACAGCCCCCAAUUUCUCCCACAGAUGCUCUGCCAGCACCAACACACACUGUGUACCUCAAUUCCACAAGGAUUUUAUUGUCCUGUAACAAAACAAAAACAUAUACACAUUAGGAGACGUGAAUACAGUCAGCAAAUAAAUUAAUGUCAAAUGACAGCCUGAUUGCCAAGGUGCAAACAAGUGGUGACAGAACUGCUGGUUUGGGUGGGGGACUUUCACACAACACGUCACUGUCAGUGCUGCUGAAGCUCAAGAGAAAGCAAUGCUACAAAAUGUGCUGCUUCAGAGGGGCCAGCAGCCAGCCAAGGAGCCAACCCUGUCUCAGCCUCCAGAGAGGGUGUUUGGUUUAAGAAGGCAGAAACCCUGGAGUUCAACAAUUACCACCUGUUAAGUAACCUCUGUAUAAUGUCCUGGCAGCAGAGAAGGUUCCACUUCCAGAUGCAAGGCUGCUGCUGGCUGAAGGACUCUGCACAAUCGUGAGAUGAAGAGCAGACCUGAGGAGACCCAUUUGCCACAGUACAGGUGAGGAUUACAGAGCAAUGCUGCCUAUCACACUUAAGGGAUUACAUGGUAGCCAGGGGUUCCUUCCACUUUUCCUGAAAGCCAGUGUUAGCUGUUCCCAGGAACUGGUUCAGACUAGUCAAGGAUCACAUCCAGCUGUACCUUAGCAGGGAGCAAUGUUCAGCCUUGGUCUGCCCUCAGUCCUCCCCCAGCCCUGUAGAACACACUUAAUGCUGAUACAACAAAAUACCCUGUCUGAGAAGUGUUUCUGGUGUCUAAUACAUUCUACACAAUUCUAGGGAAAAGGAGAAAAAAACAGCAAAAACAAAUCAAGCAGCAUCCAGAGUGCCAGAACACCUGGAAAUCUGUUGUCUGGAAUGCACGACACCAGCUUUGGUUACUUCCACCUUCUUAGAGGAACAUGAAGAGUUGGAAGAAAAGGAAUUCUUCCUCAUUACUUCCAAGCUCCCAUUAGAUUUUGCUCCCUGCCUUUCCAAUGAGAACAUUUUAGAAUGGUCACUAGUCCCUUUUCCCUUUAAAAAACAUUCCAAGAACAAAAUACAUGGUCACACUGGAUAGUGAGGGAAUGCCACAUUUAUACUGACCCACCACCAUCUUAUACCCCAUCUUCCUUCUGGCAGUUAAUCAGUUUUCAGUCCUUGUUCACAUCAUUUUCUGCUUGAUCUCUUGGUAGAACCAGUCCUCCUGUGGGUCCUUCAGCACCGAGCAGGACAAGACAGCCAGAUUCCAGGCAUACAAGCCAGGUGCUCACACACCACAUUGAAUCCUGUCCAAAAAAAACCCAUGGCUCAGGGUUUCACUGUGGUGUGAUGUACUGGGAAGCACAUCCAGAGCAGCCUGGCAGCCCAAACCAGUGCAGUGGACACGGUGGUUUACAUUGGUUUAGGACUGGUGGAAGAGUUUUUCCAAGACUGGCUUUAGCAGAACAAUAAUGACUGUUUCUUUUUCUGAGAUGAAGAGCUGGAAAAGGAAACUUUCCUACUUUACUUCAGCACAUGG